Molecule: messenger RNA, 925 nt
Organism: Didymella exigua CBS 183.55
Lineage: Eukaryota; Fungi; Ascomycota; Dothideomycetes; Pleosporales; Didymellaceae
Exons: 3
Coding region: 154-858 (234 amino acids)
Cellular component (GO): mitochondrion
Molecular function (GO): acetylpyruvate hydrolase activity
Source: RefSeq, a predicted model, not a curated record
CGGCAAGUCGCGGUGGUAGAUUUGGGUGCGGUAUCGCUGUCUCCUCGACUCUUUGCUUUGCUUUCCUCUACUUUGCUUUGCUUUUGAACCGUGCAGUGCAGUGCAUAUCCGCGUCCCAUUCCUACCUUGUACAUACCACACCCAUCGACUACAAUGGCGAGCGCAGCAAGCAUAGCGCGGAACUGCCGCAAGAUAAUGUGCAUAGGCCGCAACUACGCGGCGCACAUCGCGGAGCUGAACAGCGCGACACCGCGACAGCCGUUUUUCUUCCUCAAGCCCGCGUCGUCCAUCCUGCUGCCCGGCGCCGGGCCUGUGCUCAGGCCCAAGGGCGUGAACAUGCACUACGAGGUCGAGCUGGGGCUUGUCAUGGGGCGGCAGGUGCGGGAUUUGCGCGAGGAUGAUGAGCAGGGGGCGAUGGAUGCUAUUUCGGGAUAUCUGCUCGCCAUCGACAUGACGGGCCGCAACGUGCAGGAAGAAGCGAAGAAGAAAGGCCUCCCGUGGUCCAUCGCCAAGGGCUUCGACACCUUCCUCCCCAUCUCGCAGCUGAUCGCCAAGUCGCGCAUUCCCGAUCCGCAAAACGCCCACAUCUGGCUGUCCGUGAACGGGGAGAUGAAGCAGUCCGACAGCACCGCGCUGAUGCUGCACCGCAUUCCGGAACAGCUAAGCGCCAUCAGCAGGGUUAUGACGCUCGAGGCGGGUGAUAUCAUUCUGACAGGAACGCCAAAGGGUGUCGGGCCGGUGAAGACGGGGGAUGUUAUGAGGGCGGGAAUCAAGGUUGAUGGGAAGGAUAUUGACGAGGCGACGCUAGAGGUGCCGGUUGAGGACCGCGAGGGGUUGUAUGCGUUUGCCGAGACAUGAGAGGUUGGAAAGCCGUAAAUGAAAGUGUCUGAGCCACGCUCUACUUCUUCUUUGGAGAAAUUCCUCG